CGCGGCCGCCCUCCGGCGGCUGCUGGCGGGUCCCGGGGCUCGGUGCCAGCCCUCGCCGGGGCGGUGCCUCCCGCCCGUCCCCCGCCGGCCGCAGCGGGUUCCCGCAGCCGGCAGGAGGACACUGCGCCAUGUGGGUGUACGCGCUGCUCUUCCUCGCCUCCCUCGUCCUCCUUCCUCUCCUCUUCCUCGCCUGGCUCCUCCUGCACGCGGGCGACGGUCCCAGCCCCUUCGCUGCCGACUCCCGGCGCCCGCCAGCCCCGCUCGUCACCGACAAGGCGGUCCGCAGGACGGUCGUUAAGACAGUUUUCUCUCCAGACAAGGUCCCGGAGCAGCUCGAUGCCAUCGUGGUGGGCAGCGGCAUCGGGGGCCUGGCAGCUGCGGCGCUGCUGGCCAAGACGGGCAAGCGGGUGCUGGUGCUGGAGCAGCACGGGAAGCUGGGGGGCUGCUGCCACACCUUCUCCGAGAAGGGCUUUGAGUUCGACACCGGUAUCCACUAUGUGGGGCGGAUGCAGAAGGGCUCCACCCUGCGCUUCCUGGUGGACCAGCUGACGGAGGGGCAGCUGGAAUGGACCCAGCUCCCGCCUGUGUUCGACACCGUGGUCCUGGGGGAGCCCGGCAGCGCCAAGACCUAUCACCUCUAUUCCGGGCGGAAGGGCUAUUUCCAAGGCUUGAAGAAGCAGUUUCCCGGGGAGGCGGCUGCUAUCGAUGAGUUUGAGCGGCUGGUGAAGAGCGUCAUGAGAGGGGUCAUGCUGCUGGUCGUGCUGAAACUGGUGCCGCGGGCGCUGAGCACGCUGCUCUGCCGCUCGGGGCUGCUGCCCCGGCUCUGCUCCUUCUCCCGCCUGGCGUCGCGCAGCCUCAAGGAGGUGGUGACCAGUCUCACCUCCAACUGCGAGCUCAGGGCCAUCUUCAGCUACAUCUUCCCCACCUACGGCGUGGUGCCCUCCAAGGCCAGCUUCUCCCUGCAUGGCAUCCUGGUGGACCACUACCUCCAUGGCGCAUGGUAUCCCAAAGGUGGGGCUGGCGAAAUCGCCUUCCACACCAUUCCUGUUAUCCGGAAAGCUGGAGGCAACGUGUUUGGGAAGGCACCAGUGCAGAGGAUCCUGCUGAACUCCGAGGGCAAAGCCUGUGGUGUGAGCGUCAAGAAAGGUCAGGAUCUGGUGAACAUCUUCGCUCCCAUCAUCAUUUCGGAUGCCGGGGUCUUCAACACCUACGAACGGCUCCUGCCGGCGGAGGCGCGGGCAUUGCCCGAGAUCCAGUCCCAGCUCCGCAUGGUGAGACACGGUGAAGGGGGUUUCACCAUGUUCGUAGGUCUUAACGGCUCAAACGAAGAGCUGCGGCUGGAUCCCGGCAACUACUACAUAUACAAAGGACACGACCUGGAUGAAAUAAUGGAUCGCUACCUGUCUGCUUCCAGAGAAGAAGCUGCUAAGAACAUCCCUAUCGUGUUUCUCAGCUCCCCAUCAGCCAAGGACCCCACCUGGGAAAUGAGGCACCCAGGUAAAUCCACGUUGGUCGUCGUGACCUUCGCCAAAUACGAGUGGUUUGAGGAGUGGAAGGACAAGCAGGUCCAUAAGCGGGGAGAUGACUACGAGGAGCUGAAGCAGGCCUUUGUGGACACCAUCAUGCAGAGUGUCUUCAAGCUGUACCCUCAGAUCGAGGGCAGGAUCGAGUACAUCUCCAGCGGGACGCCCCUCACCAACCAGCACUACAUCGCCAGCCCCGCGGGCGAGUUCUAUGGCAUCAGCCACGACAUGGACCGUCUGCAGGCUGAAGCCUUGGCAAGCAUGAGGGCUCAGACACCAGUUCCCAACCUCUACCUGACAGGGCAGGAUCUGUGCUUGGGGGGCUUCGCGGGAGCCCUGCAAGGAGCCGUCAUCUGCGCCAGCACCAUCCUCAAGCGCAACCUCUACAUCGACAUGGCACGGCUGAAGAAGCGCACGGAGGCCGCCGAUGCCAAGAAGAGGGUCUGAGACCCCAGGGCCAGGACCCCCAUCCCGCCGAAUCAUCCCCAGUGCCACAUUCUCGCCUAUAGCACAUCCUUCUCUAUCGCCAGACCCCCAGGAUAACAGCCCAGGCAGGCGCUGGUCCUGUUUCCAGGCAGUUUGCUUUGCACUUUGAUCACCUCAAGCUCUCCUCCUUCCACCCUAAAACCCACCGUUAGUGAGAAGACACCAGCGCUGAUCUCUGCCACGCUCUGAAGGGCAAACGCCUCCGCCUGGUGCAGGGAGAACAGUCUCCAUGUACAGGUCAAGGCAACCCCAAACCCAGGCUGCACCAGACCCAACUGUUUCCACCAGCACUUGGUGGCUUGAACCCCACCAGUGUCCAAGAGCUGCUGGACCAUCGGAGGAGCAUCACCCGCCACCUGCAUCCCCCAGAGCCGCCGGGACAAGGGCAGCAUCCUUGGGGAUUUUUCCUCCUGUUCUGAUGCCAAGUUUAACUCAAAGGCUUUGGGAGGAGCUCACAGACAUGGUCCUUCAGGCAGGAACCAGCUCCUGCCUCACCGGGGUGGUGGAUUGAGCAAAUCCUCCCAUGCCAAGGCUGGGUGUGACGGGAUUUAAGGUGGGUUUAAAGCUAAAGAGCAACAGCGCAUGGUGCUCCCGGAGACGUGUCGAGGAGCAGGAUGCAGCCCCACGGCGUUGCCACCCGCCGUCGCCCAUGCAAACACUGACUCCAGGUCUGGGAAAAGCUUGGGAACAGGGUCAAAGCCCUCUCCAGAGAAAGCACAUGAGAUCAUGAAUUAAUAAAAUCAUCCUCUUGUGA
Molecule: messenger RNA, 2763 nt
Organism: Strigops habroptila (Kakapo)
Lineage: Eukaryota; Metazoa; Chordata; Aves; Psittaciformes; Psittacidae
Gene: RETSAT
Product: retinol saturase
Exons: 11
Coding region: 129-1970 (613 amino acids)
Source: RefSeq, a predicted model, not a curated record